Molecule: messenger RNA, 1092 nt
Organism: Chanos chanos (milkfish)
Lineage: Eukaryota; Metazoa; Chordata; Actinopteri; Gonorynchiformes; Chanidae
Gene: mapk12a
Product: mitogen-activated protein kinase 12a
Exons: 12
Coding region: 1-1092 (363 amino acids)
Biological process (GO): protein phosphorylation
Molecular function (GO): ATP binding; MAP kinase activity
Source: RefSeq, a predicted model, not a curated record
AUGUCAGUCCGGUCAAGACCUGGCUAUUACCGCCAGGAGGUGAACAAGACCGUUUGGGAAGUACCUGAACGAUAUCGGGACUUGAAACAGGUGGGAACGGGAGCGUACGGCACAGUAUGUUCUGCAAUAGACCGCAAAACAGAAUUCAAGGUGGCCAUCAAGAAGCUGCAUCGGCCGUUCCAGUCCGAGCUUUUUGCGAAAAGAGCAUACCGCGAGCUGAGACUACUCAAACACAUGAAACAUGAGAAUGUAAUUGGACUCUUGGAUGUUUUCACUGCCGACCUGUCUCUAGACAGGUUUCAAGAUUUUUACCUUGUGAUGCCCUUCAUGGGCACAGAUCUGGGCAAGCUGAUGAAAGUGCAGAGGCUUACAGAAGACAAAGUUCAGUUUCUGGUCUACCAAAUGCUAAGAGGGCUCAAGUAUAUCCAUGCAGCUGGUAUCAUUCACAGGGAUCUCAAACCAGGAAAUCUGGCCAUCAACGAAGAGUGUGAGCUCAAGAUCCUGGAUUUCGGGCUGGCUCGACAGGCGGACGCUGAGAUGACGGGGUACGUGGUCACGCGCUGGUACAGGGCCCCUGAAGUCAUCCUUAACUGGAUGCAUUACACGCAAACUGUGGACAUCUGGUCUGUUGGCUGCAUCAUGGCAGAGAUGCUGUUGGGAAAACCUCUCUUCAAAGGAAAUGAUCAUCUGGAUCAGCUGAUGGAAAUCAUGAAGAUCACAGGAACUCCCGCGCAAGAAUUCAUAGCCAAACUUCAGUCCCAGGAUGCUAAAAACUACAUUUCCAAGCUCCCUCGACUGAAGAAGAGAGAUCUUCAAACCUUGCUGCCAAACACCAAUCCAUUAGCUAUCAGUGUAUUGGAUCACAUGCUGCUAUUGGACCCCGACAGCAGAGUGACAGCUGCUGAGGGCCUUGCCCUCCCCUUCUUCGGAGAGUUCCGUGAACCAGAGGAAGAGACGGAGGCUCUGCCAUAUGACAGUUCACUGGAUGAUGAAGAACAGACCUUGGAUCAAUGGAAACGUCGUACUUUUACAGAGAUUCUGACCUUUACACCACAGAAAGGUGUUUAUGAGUCUAAGGAAACAUCCCUUUGA